Molecule: messenger RNA, 1509 nt
Organism: Phytomonas sp. Hart1
Lineage: Eukaryota; Euglenozoa; Kinetoplastea; Trypanosomatida; Trypanosomatidae
Source: the annotation of a GenBank genome assembly
AUGUCUGCCACACCGGUGUAUGAAGCCAAACAGAAAGUAUACGGACUCCUUAACGGGACGUUUCAUGCGGCCAUCGUUAUCGAGGUAGGGGUAGAAGCCGAAACGGGUGAAUAUCUGUAUUAUGUUCGAUAUGUGGAUCAAGAUAGCCGUAUGGAUCGCUGGCUUCAGUCGAACGAGAUGAAGGAGCGUCAUCAAGGCCGGAUCAAUCAUUUACAGCAAAUCAAAGCCCCCAGUAGUGGUGGUGUCGUGACCCGUCGACAGAGCGUCGCGGCUGAGAAGGCGGUGGGGCAGCAGGGAAUCCCCACCAGCCCCAACCUCGGCCUAAACACCGCGACCACGUCGACCGCGAAGGGCGGCGAUACCCAACAACAUGCGGUGAAGAUCUCCACCUUUAGGGCGCGGAAGGACAGUUCGUUCUUUUCUCGUACUAAGAAUAUCCAUUCCAUCUGCAUGGGGGCUUACGAGGUGGAGGCGUGGUACUUCAGCCCCUACCACCUCGCGCGUUCGGUAGUUCACCAGCGUCUUCAGGCCUGCACGCAGUACUUCUCGGGGAAUACCGAAUUACAGCUGCGGCCCACAGCCACCGCGGCCCCGUCCGGAUCCGAGGCUGCGGUGGCCGUGGCGGCGAGUACGGCGGUGGUGGUGAAAUCCCUCACUUUGCACGUUUGCACCUUUUGUUUGAAUCCAUACACCGAUGACGAGACCGUGAUACGUCAUAUUCAGACGGCUUGCCCGCGGCAUCCGCCCGGGAGUGAGAUCUAUCGGGACCCCGUACGGCUGAUCACAGUGCUCGAGAUUGAUGGGAAGCUGGAACCGGUCUUUUGUCAACAUCUCGCACUUCUAUCCAAACUAUUUUUGGAGCACAAGGCAUUAGACCACAAUAUGACGCCAUUUCUCUUUUACGUGAUCUGCGCGAUUCAACCGCACGGCCUAGAGGUGCUGGGGUACUUUAGCAAAGAAAAGCAAAGUCCGGAGUUGUACAACUUGUCGUGUAUUCUGGUACUUCCUCAGUACCAAAAUCGCGGCAUCGGCCGUUUCCUGAUUGAGUUAAGCUACGAAUUAUCCAGGCGAGAGGGGAAAAUCGGAACGCCUGAAAAGCCUCUGAGUGAUCUUGGAAAAAAAGUAUAUUUAGGGUACUGGUCGGAUACAGUAUUGGUGGCAUUGGCACAUGCCAUGGAGGAGGGGCAUUGCACCACCAUUGAUUACCUUGUACAGGCAACCUGCAUGACCCAGGCGGAUAUUAUUCGGACGCUGCAGGAGCUACGUCUGAUCAAUGGCACCCAAUUGUGCAUUUCAGAAGAAAGUGUCCAUCAGUCCUACACGAAGCGCCUGCACCGGGAGCGGAAUGCUCAAAAUUACACCUUCUUCACCCAUCUUCUGAGCUGGUGUCCGGGGAUGUAUGAAGAAUUUCGCUUUGAUCUUCCUGCACCGGUCUUUACGGCGUGGAAGGGUAGUUUUCCAAACCAUGGGGGAGGCACACGAGGCGAGUAUCAGGAUCAAUCUUCUUGA